AUGCCGCCGUCGAAGCGUAAAGCACGUCGCAAGCCGACCGAUAUCUUGGAGUCUUCCGAGCUCGACGUUCCAGACUCUUCCCCGACAGUUCCGGCUUCGAAGAAGCGCAAGGUCGCCGCGCCCCGCGCCGCAGCCAGGCGGAAAUCCCUCUCUCCGGACCAGCAACCUUCCGUCGCGCAGGAUUCGGGCGAUGAAACCGAAGAAAUCUCUCAAACUGAUCUCAUCGACUCGGUCGUAUCCUACUUGCAAGUGUCCAAAGAGCCGGUUGUCGCAAGGUCAGAAUAUGCAAACGACAAGGCGCGUAACAACAGCCCCCAGAAGGUGUCUGCUUAUGCAAAGAUUGCCGGUCGAGAUUGGACGUAUUUCGUCAAAGAGCAGUCUGUCAAUAUCGGAAGACCCCCGGACGACCGACAGAACGUGAAUGGCGCCUCGAGUCCUGUUGCAGAUCUGAAAGAUGUCCUGCCAGUCCAUAUCGAUUUAGGACCCAGCAAGAUCGUGUCGCGGCAUCAUGCCUCGAUCUAUUAUGACGCCGACUUUCCCGUCGACGAAGGUGGCUGGCAUCUCAGAGUCAACGGUAGAAAUGGCGUACGUGUCAACAACGUAUUGGUCAAGAAAGGUUUGCGAAGACAGCUUAGGUCCGGCGACAUUCUGGAAAUUGCUGGCACACAGAUGAUGUUCGUAACGCCUGGCGAUAAGGUUCAAAUCGACCAGUAUUUUAUUGAUCGCGCCAAAGCCCUUGCCGCAGGUGAGGAGAUGGCACCUUCCACCAUGGCCCCAGAACCUCCGAAGCAACAGGAGUCGCCCUAUACAAACGUACAGCACUUCCCGUCGCUGGCACCGGCCCCUGCUGAUCUGAAGCGUGAAACAACCCCACCUCCUCAAUCUGAUGGAGGAAAGCAACAAAGGGGCGUUUUCGAUAGCAAGAUGCCCAUGUCGCCUAUGUAUAGCAGGGGAAUGAUGAUGGAAAGCACCCAGGAAAUCGAUUAUUCUCAAGACAGCGCCAAAGACCUGAAACCUCCCUUCAGCUAUGCGACCAUGAUUGCCCAGGCCAUCUUUUCCAGCGAGGAAGAAAAGCUAACCCUGAGCAACAUUUAUUCUUUCAUUGCGGACAAAUAUGCCUUCUACCGUCACUCUAACAGUGGCUGGCAGAACUCGAUUCGUCAUAACCUAUCACUGAACAAGGCUUUCCAAAAAGUUCCCCGCCGGACUGAUGAGCCUGGUAAGGGUAUGAAGUGGCAGAUCGCUCCAGAAUUCCGUCAAGAUUACUGGAAGAAGCUGUUUCGUCGCGGCAAUGGCUCUGCCCCGUCUUCUCCCGCCUCUGCCAAAGAUGUCAAUCCCAAUUUCAGGGGUCCAAAUGGUCAGAAUCUAGGAUACGACACUUCGAUGGUCAGCCAGUUUUCCGCCCGAGAUCCCAACGAGCGUCCCGGCGCACAGGCGCCGGGCAAGGCUACCGGCCGGUUGCCGCCGUUCAACCCAGGGCAGCCUUUUCAGCCAGGCCCAAGCCUUGCGCCGUCACUGUCACAGCGGCAAGAGAUCGUGACACCUCAGAGACAUAGAGCCAACACACAGAACACGCUUACUGACAUGGAACUGGAGGAAUCGCCAUUGCCAACUGGUCAGCCUCGGCCAACGCCUCGUAUGGGCAAUGGGUUACCAGUGUAUACGCUGCCACCUUCCGUCUCACCUGCUCAUCACUCUCCGGCCAACCCUACUUUGUCAUCCUCCUAUUUGGACACACCGUUCCACCCAUCACAGCAUAGCAUCAUCACGCCGGCGCCAUUGCGGCAGAAUCCCAGGUUAGCGCCACCGAGCACUUUGGUGGCUCCCAGUAAAUUCAUGCCGGAAUCCUCUCCUGCUGGCCCCGGUCUUUUCUGGAAAGGCCUGAUGGGCGUCACGCCUGGACCUCCGCCGCCUGAUAUGUCCCCGGUCAAGGAUGAUAACACCAGGACCAAUGGGUUGGAUCGCCAUAUCAUGAGUUCCAGUCCGCCACCUAUGGAUGGCGGCAUGGGUAGUCCUAGCAAACCUGCUAGAAGCAGCCAAAUCCCGCUCCAUUCAAGCUCAAGCGCUAGGAAAGAGGGCGCACCAGGAGCUGGACAACGCGAUAGUGAUUUGAACAAAGAUAGGAGCGGUAGGUUUGGCGGAAGCGCCGAUGCUAGCGCUGCCACUGCGGAUCCUCCGAGCGCCAGACAAACACAGCCAAACUCGGGCAACAAUGCGCAAUUCUUGAGUAACAACAACACCACCAUGGCUCAGAACCAUGAAGAUGGCGAUGAGGACGGUGACGGUGAUGGUGAAUUCGACCUGGCCAAAGGGUUUGCGCCCAUUGCAGGUGGUGGUUUGGGCUCGCAAAGGAGCAGUAGCAUCGGCCUUGCCAAAGCUGGGUCUUGA
Molecule: messenger RNA, 2388 nt
Organism: Exophiala dermatitidis NIH/UT8656
Lineage: Eukaryota; Fungi; Ascomycota; Eurotiomycetes; Chaetothyriales; Herpotrichiellaceae
Product: forkhead box protein J1
Exons: 3
Coding region: 1-2388 (795 amino acids)
Biological process (GO): regulation of transcription by RNA polymerase II
Molecular function (GO): DNA-binding transcription factor activity, RNA polymerase II-specific; RNA polymerase II cis-regulatory region sequence-specific DNA binding; protein binding
Source: RefSeq, a predicted model, not a curated record